AUAGCAAUAGUAAUUUGAAGUUUCGAUGCGCUUCUCUUUAUUGCGGGCGGUACGGGUUUGCCGUCCACUACAGUACGGCCGCUGCCAGUGGCACUGCAGUGACAGCGACUCCAGGUUCAGGCGACAACGUGAAGACGCGGCGCGCGCAGCCUGAAUCGCAGUGGCGGCAGGUCCAAGUUUGACCGUCAUUUCAAAGCAGCCGCCAAGCCGCCUCAGCGUCGAUGCGUCCUCAGCGACCUACAUCACUCCCCGUUGCCUUCCAACAGCUUCAGACCUCCCUUACCUUUUGAUACCUCUUGCUCUAUCAUCACUUUUUCCGUUCGAGGUUCUUCCCCCAUCCGAAGUUCCUUGAUCCCUCUCCGUCUCUUGUUUGCACUUGUUUUCCCAUCUCCAUAACCAUCGCUUGUUCUGGGGAUCGUAAUCCCGGCAGCGGCCACCUCUUCUCAACCACCGAAUAGCCCGCCAUCUCAGAUCCAUCACUCCUAGACAAAAUGUCUGCGGAACCUGAUCACGCCCACCACAAGGGCAAAGUCAACCUACAUGAUGCCUCCGGCGCCGAGAAGAAAGAUGAGCUCGACACUUCGACCGCCAUCCUGAAGAAAAAGAAGAAGCCAAACUCGUUGAUCGUUACCGACGCCACCAACGAUGACAACUCCAUUAUCGCGUUAUCCAACAACACUAUGGAAACAUUGCAGCUUUUCAGAGGUGACACAGUGCUCGUCAAAGGAAAGAAACGUAAAGAUACUGUCUUGAUCGUUCUCGCCGAUGACGACCUGGACGACGGAAGCGCGCGCAUCAACCGAGUCGUCCGCCACAACCUGAGGGUCAAGCAUGGCGAUAUCAUCACGGUUCACCCGUGUCCCGACAUCAAAUACGCCAAGCGCAUUGCUGUCCUCCCUAUCGCCGAUACCGUUGAAGGCCUCACAGGCUCCCUCUUCGACGUCUUUCUCGCUCCAUACUUCCGUGAAGCAUACCGACCCGUGCGACAGGGCGAUCUUUUCACAGUCCGAGCUAGUAUGCGACAGGUGGAAUUCAAGGUCGUCGAGGUUGACCCGCCUGAGUAUGGCAUAGUUGCGCAAGACACCAUCAUCCACUGCGAGGGUGAUCCGAUUCAACGCGAGGAUGAAGAGGGGAAUCUCAACGAGGUCGGCUACGACGACAUUGGUGGCUGCAGAAAGCAAAUGGCACAAAUCCGGGAACUCGUGGAGUUGCCCCUGCGCCAUCCUCAGUUGUUCAAGUCUAUCGGUAUCAAGCCUCCGCGAGGUAUCCUCAUGUUUGGACCGCCCGGUACCGGUAAGACUUUGAUGGCUCGAGCAGUUGCCAACGAAACCGGCGCCUUCUUCUUCCUGAUCAACGGCCCCGAGAUCAUGUCAAAGAUGGCUGGUGAAUCAGAAUCCAACCUCCGGAAAGCGUUCGAAGAGGCCGAGAAGAACUCUCCAGCCAUCAUCUUCAUUGACGAGAUUGACUCCAUCGCCCCGAAGCGUGAAAAGACCAAUGGUGAAGUGGAGCGAAGAGUCGUCUCGCAACUUCUUACCCUCAUGGAUGGCAUGAAGGCUCGUUCCAACGUCGUGGUCAUGGCCGCCACCAACCGACCCAACUCGAUCGAUCCAGCUCUCCGACGAUUCGGCCGUUUCGACCGUGAGGUUGAUAUCGGUAUCCCCGAUCCGACUGGACGUCUAGAAAUCCUCCAGAUCCACACCAAGAACAUGAAGCUGGCUGAUGAUGUCGACCUUGAAUCGAUCGCCGCCGAGACUCACGGUUAUGUUGGCUCUGAUAUUGCGUCCCUCUGCUCCGAGGCAGCCAUGCAGCAGAUUCGUGAGAAGAUGGAUCUGAUCGAUCUGGAUGAGGACACCAUUGAUGCCGAGGUCUUGGACUCGCUUGGUGUUACCAUGGAGAACUUCCGAUACGCCUUGGGCGUGUCCAACCCAUCAGCACUUCGCGAAGUCGCCGUGGUCGAAGUUCCCAAUGUUCGCUGGGACGACAUUGGUGGUCUCGAGACCGUCAAGCGCGAACUCAUCGAAUCCGUCCAGUAUCCCGUCGAACACCCCGAGAAGUUCCUCAAGUUUGGACUUUCUCCAUCUCGCGGUGUCUUGUUCUACGGACCGCCUGGUACCGGUAAGACUAUGCUUGCCAAAGCCGUCGCCAACGAAUGUGCAGCAAACUUUAUCUCAGUCAAGGGCCCCGAGCUUCUCAGCAUGUGGUUUGGUGAAUCUGAGAGCAACAUUCGAGACAUUUUCGACAAGGCCCGAGCUGCUGCACCUUGCGUGGUCUUCCUUGACGAGCUUGAUUCUAUUGCCAAGUCUCGUGGUGGUUCGGUGGGUGACGCUGGUGGCGCAUCUGACCGUGUUGUCAAUCAGCUUCUGACUGAAAUGGACGGCAUGACCUCGAAGAAGAACGUCUUUGUCAUUGGCGCUACCAACAGACCAGAACAGCUUGACAACGCCCUUUGCCGACCUGGCCGUCUCGAUACCCUUGUCUAUGUUCCUCUUCCCGAUGAAGCAUCUCGCGCUUCUAUUCUGAGAGCUCAGCUCCGCAAGACUCCUGUGGCCCCCGAUGUCGACAUCGAUUACAUUGCGAGCAAGACGCACGGCUUUUCCGGUGCCGAUUUGGGCUUCAUCACUCAACGAGCAGUCAAGCUUGCCAUCAAGGAAUCCAUCAGUGCCGAUAUUGAACGCCAGAAAGAACGUGAAGCGGCCGGUGAGGAUGCCAUGGAAUCCGACGAUGUUGAGGAGGACCCAGUUCCCUGCCUGACCAGAGCUCAUUUCGAGGAGGCCAUGAAGGCUGCUCGCCGGUCAGUCAGUGACGUGGAAAUCCGCCGAUACGAAGCCUUUGCCCAAGCCAUGAAACAGAGCGGCGGCAGCGCUUUCUUCAAAUUCCCGUCUGCCGAGGAGACUGCCAACGCUGCCAACGGCAAUGGCUUUGGUGAGGCUGGCAACGAUGACAGCUUGUACGACUAAUUGCCCGCGGUAGGGGAAGAUCGUACCUUAGCACUCACUGGUUGGACAGUGCCCAGCAUAACGGCCACCUGCAUGUGUCUGAGAGGCGAGGCGCGACGGGUGUACUACCAGCACUUGCGGACGGAGACACAAGGAUCCGGAGUCAGUGGUGGCCAGGUCCCAUCUGCUCAAAUGGUCCACAGAAAUGUAUUUUAAGUCUUAGAGAAUGAAGUCCCGGCAGAAUAGAAUGCUUGAGAGGUCAAUACUGG
Exophiala dermatitidis NIH/UT8656 is the source of this 3205-nucleotide messenger RNA. Its product is annotated as cell division control protein 48. Gene Ontology annotation, biological process: autophagosome maturation; mitotic spindle disassembly; retrograde protein transport, ER to cytosol. NCBI's taxonomy places the organism in Eukaryota, Fungi, Ascomycota, Eurotiomycetes, Chaetothyriales, Herpotrichiellaceae. The record is from RefSeq and is a predicted model, not a curated record. Gene Ontology annotation, molecular function: ATP binding; ATP hydrolysis activity; polyubiquitin modification-dependent protein binding. Bases 492 to 2957 code for a protein of 821 amino acids. The transcript has 5 exons. Gene Ontology annotation, cellular component: cytosol; nucleus; VCP-NPL4-UFD1 AAA ATPase complex.